ACUAUGUAUGUGUAUGUGUUUCAGAAAAAUUAGGUCUAAACAGAAGGCGGCCAGGAAGGGAGGAUUUGUAAGAAUGUUGAAAGAUCAGGAGAAAGAGUUUGGAAUAGGAGGCCAUAACAAAACCGGUUUAUUUGAUCUUCCGGAGGAAAUCAUUCAUCAGAUUGUUUCUUUCCUCUCCCUGCAAGAUCUUUGUCAGGUUGGAGCUACUUGCAGAUAUGCAUAUGGACUUACGCACAAUGAACAGUUUUGGGCAUUUCAGAUGUUAAAGGAUUGUAAACUGCUUUAUAUCCCUGAACCAAGUGGGCUUAAAGAUUGUUGGCCCAACAAGAAGUUUCCAGUCGACGGUGUACUUUGUGACCCUAAUCUCCAGGGGAAUCGUGAACUGUUUAUUAUCUAUUCCGCAGAAUUCAGAAGAAUGACACGAGAAAAAUGGAACAAGAAGAAAAGAAAAGAUCCAUUCCGAACAAUGUUGGAAUCCAACAGUGUAGUCAAGGAUAUUUUACCAAGGUUGCUAGCAUUUUACGUGAACUUGCCUCAAGAGGAGCAGUGCAGUGCUCGGCUUGUUCUAUUCGGCCCUGGAAUAGAAUCAGAAAGAACCCAAGAUUUAGUUCAUAAAAUUGUCAACGCUCGUAGCAGUACAUUCGAUGCAGUCGAGUUCAUUCGAGGCCUUCAGGGAGGAGUGGGUAGUGGAGUAAGAAUAAACUACAAACACAUGUACAACUUUGACCUUAUGUGUCUUUACACAAAUAGACAGAACGAACGCCUUUCAAACAAAGGGGAGACCCGGCUUAAUCCAGUAUCAAAUAUAACAAUUAUAAAAGACAGCAGUGGAAAUCUAACAUUAAGACCAGAGAUAGUAAAACUGCUUCCAACCCUGCAUGCUCUUGUAUUUGCUCUCGACGUAACACUAGAGGAGGAAGACGUGAUGAACUCCCUUGCAUUGAUGAGGAAGGAACUCGAUAUACUUCUUCAGGGUUUAAGUACGUUCAACAUGACUCUACCCCUGGUUGUGAUGGCAUGUAGUGAAGGUCAGCGAAGUGCCUGUAUACCUGUACAAGAUAUUAUUACAGGGCUUCAGCUGGAACAAUUCAACUUUGCAUGGGGCGUGUGGAAAGUUGAAGUGGAGAAUAUGCGAGGAGCAGAAAAAGGGUUUGAUUGGGUUCUACAUCAUCUGAGAAAGAAGAGAAAGGAUUGGAAUUAUCAUACCUUGCAAGGGCAGUAUUCAUAUCCUCACUAAGAGGAUACAAUGUUCCAUAGAGGAAGAAAUAUGAAGAACUCUCAGUAAUUACGUUAAAGACGAGUUUUUCUGAGAUCUAGUCCACAGUGUCUUCAUAAAUUUAAUCUAAGAAUACCUUCUACAAAACAAAAAUGCAGUAUUUUCCACCCAAAGAAUGGCUAAUUUCUAAAAGCAGUUGAUUUGAAUAAUUAGUUGCCGUUUUAACUAGAUAUCCUUGUCUGGCACUUCUGCUAAGGUACUUUGAAAAUAUAUAAAUAUAUAAAUUUGCAAUUUG
Eurytemora carolleeae is the source of this 1511-nucleotide messenger RNA. RefSeq names its product F-box only protein 4. Bases 8 to 1237 code for a protein of 409 amino acids. The record is from RefSeq and is a predicted model, not a curated record. Gene Ontology annotation, molecular function: protein binding. The transcript is spliced from 16 exons. NCBI's taxonomy places the organism in Eukaryota, Metazoa, Arthropoda, Copepoda, Calanoida, Temoridae.